AUGAGAGGUUCAAACACAGUCGUUCCAGAUCUGUCUCUUCAGAUCAGCCUUCCUAACUCUCACGCCGGAAAACCUCUUCACGGUGGUGACCGGAGCUCCACCACAAGCAGUGAUUCAGGCAGCAGUCUCAGUGAGUUGAGUCACGAGAACAACGUCUUCAACAAACCUCUCUUGAGCUUAGGCUUUGAUCAUCAUCACCGUCAGAGGCACUCAAACAUGUUCCAACCGCAAAUCUACGGUCGAGAUUUCAAGAGAAGCUCAUCAUCAAUGGUUGGUCUUAAGCGAAGCAUUCGAGCUCCAAGAAUGAGAUGGACUUCUACUCUCCAUGCCCACUUCGUCCAUGCCGUUCAACUUCUCGGCGGCCAUGAAAGAGCAACGCCUAAAUCAGUGUUGGAGCUGAUGAAUGUGAAGGAUCUAACCCUAGCUCAUGUCAAGAGUCACUUGCAGAUGUAUAGAACAGUAAAAUGCACUGAUAAAGGAUCAUCAGGAGAAGGAAAGGUAGAGAAAGAGGCAGAGCAGAGGAUAGAGGACAAUAAUAAUAAUGAAGAAGCUGAUGAAGGAACUGACACAAAUUCGCCAAACUCAUCAUCUGUGCAAAAGACCCAAAGAGCUUCUUGGUCAUGCAAAAAGGGAGUGUCUAUGAGCAUAUCUACCCAAGGAGAUCCUCAUUUGGGAACAACCGAUCUUCACACUAAUGAAAAUGAGGCGACAAACGUUCAUCUCAAUUUGGAAUUCACGUUGGGGCGACCAAGUUGGGUAAUGGACUAUGCAGAACCCUCCAGUGAUCUAACCCUUCUCAAGUGCUAA
This is a messenger RNA of Microthlaspi erraticum, 807 nucleotides long. NCBI's taxonomy places the organism in Eukaryota, Viridiplantae, Streptophyta, Magnoliopsida, Brassicales, Brassicaceae. The record is from the annotation of a GenBank genome assembly.